This is a messenger RNA of Lactuca virosa, 831 nucleotides long. Lineage: Eukaryota; Viridiplantae; Streptophyta; Magnoliopsida; Asterales; Asteraceae. The record is from the annotation of a GenBank genome assembly.
AUGUUGGUGUACGUAUACGACCUUGUGAUCACCGGCUCGUCUCAAGCAAUUGUAGAUCAGCUUGUACAACACAAGUAUGCGUCUGAUAUUCUUCAUAGAGCUCACAUGGAGAAUUGUAAGAGUGUCUCAACUCCUAUGUUUGUCACUGAUAAGCUUGCGAAAGAUUCUGGAAAGUUACUAAAUGAAGAUGAUGCUUUUAAGUACCGCAACAUGGUUGGAGGAUUACAAUACCUCACUUUAACAAGACCUGUUAAGCGUAUACUUAGAUACAUAAAAGGUUUGAUGAAUACUGGGUUACACAUCAAGAAGUCCAAUUCAAAAUUGUUAAGUGUAUUCACAGAUGCAAAUUGGGCAGGCUUCCUAGACUAUCGAAGGUCCACGGGAGGAUUUGCGGUGUUCGUAGGUCUAAAUUUGAUUUCGUGGAGCUCACGCAAGCAACCUACAGUAUCUCGUUCUAGUACAAAACCAGAGUAUAAACCCUUGGCGAAUGUCACAACUGAAGUAAUAUGGGUACAAUCAUUACUUAAAGAGCUUGGGGUAUGUCAACCUAGAUCACCGGUGCGGUGGUGCGGCAACUUGGGAGCUACUUAUCUUAUAGCGAAUCCAGUUUUUCAUGCAAGAACCAAACACAUUGAAGUUUACUUCCAUUUUGUCAGAGAAAAGGUAGCUGGAGGAGCUUUGGAUGUACGGUUUAUAUCCUCUAAUGAUCAAAUUGUGGAUGGUUUUACCAAGUCGGUUACACAUGCUAUGCUCGAGAAAAUGAAGUACAAUCUUAACCUUGUACCGGUCAAGAUUGAGGGGGAAUGUAAACAUAAUAGAGUUAGCCAAUAA